ACCUAGAUUUUAAUUUUAAAUAUGCCUAUCAUGACACAUAUAGCUCUUUUAUGUGAAUCAAAUCAUUGUUUGAGGACCAAUUCAGGAUGAGGUAAUGCUAACAAUACCCAUGCGCCCGAAAUUGCGCGAGCUCUUUUCUUCAUGUUGGCCAGGAACCCCCGCGCCUAAGCAGAAGCAGAUCCCCGCCGCGGUAUCCAUUCUUUUCAAUAAUUUCCUCGUUGUGCUUUGCUUUCUUUGCUUUUCCUCGUAUUCAUUGGACAAUUUCAUUGCUUGGCUUGUCAUAGUCAAUCCAUUCCAUUGUCUGGCAUAUUUUGCUCUACCUAGUCUUCUCACCCCUUCACAUCACCUUUAGAUUUUCACUGUCGCAUCAUGUCGCAGGAAAUCCAGCCCACCAACAAUGACCAUCUGGUCCAAUCUGAUGACCCAGAGCACCCUGCGAACAAAAUCCCUGAUCUGUGCCGCAGAUUUUACAACUUGGGAUGGGUUACAGGCACUGGUGGUGGUACUUCCAUUCGCCGUGACAACCAUAUCUUCAUUGCGCCUUCGGGUGUCCAAAAGGAGAUGAUGAAGCCUGAGAACAUCUUUGUUCUUGACUUCCCCACCCCCAAGUACCCUCCCUCCGACCGCAAAUAUAUUCGCAAGCCCCUCGACUUGAACCCAUCCGCCUGUACCCCUCUGUUUCUUUCUGCGUUUGAGCGUGGUGCUGGCUGCUGCAUCCACACUCACUCGCAGUGGGCAGUCCUGGUGACGCUCUUGGUUGAGCGCGAAAAGGGCCCCGGCGGUUACUUUGAGAUCAGUAACAUUGAACAAAUCAAGGCUGUUCCCCGUGGCAAGGGCAAGGGCCAGAUGGGCUUCUUCGAUACGCUCCGCAUUCCUAUUAUUGAUAACACUGCAUUCGAAGAGGAUCUGACGGGAAGCUUGGAGAAAGCCAUGGAGGACCACCCGGAUACCUAUGCCGUCUUGGUGAAGAGACAUGGAAUCUACGUCUGGGGUGACAAUGUCACAAAGGCGAAGACUCUUUGUGAGAGCUUAGAUUACUUGUUCCAGCUUGCCGUGGAGAUGCACAAGCUGGGACUCCCAUGGGUUAAAUAAACGGGUUGACACGGAUGUGGUGUUGAACCAUGGUCUAUUGACUAUAACGACGAAGAUAUGAUGUUUGAUGAUGUGACUGACGAGGAAUUUCCGAAAAGCUAGUAUAUAAAGAUGAUGAGAUAUUGAAAAUACACGUUACUGCGUGGAUUGCUCAUGCUUAUAGAUGGUUCACUAGCCUAUAUCUGUCACUUGAUGGUUGAUAACAAUAACAUAACUAUGAAAUUGCUUAAUUAUGCACUU
Aspergillus wentii DTO 134E9 is the source of this 1332-nucleotide messenger RNA. RefSeq names its product methylthioribulose 1-phosphate dehydratase MDE1 (gene mde1). Gene Ontology annotation, cellular component: cytoplasm. The record is from RefSeq and is a predicted model, not a curated record. Gene Ontology annotation, molecular function: methylthioribulose 1-phosphate dehydratase activity; metal ion binding. NCBI's taxonomy places the organism in Eukaryota, Fungi, Ascomycota, Eurotiomycetes, Eurotiales, Aspergillaceae. The transcript has 3 exons. Bases 370 to 1092 code for a protein of 240 amino acids.